AUGGACGCCAUUACGCUCAAAAUUGCUCAAGUUAGCUCAAGUUAUGCCUUCUUUAGCAAUCAAGUAUUUAGCACUUGCAGUGAUCUUCCUCUAUUGAGUUCUUUCCUCUGCUGGAGUUACCAUCCAUCGAACCUCACAGCUGAUAUUGCGUUUCGCAAAACUGGAGCAUCCACUACCAAUUGUGGCGUCCUUACUGCUUAUACCACCCCAAUAACCAGCUUUUCCCUGUCGAUGCAACAGGGCGACUUGAGUUUUCAGGUCUCCAAUCUUAAAACAGAGUAUUCAAGUGGUGAAAUGAUAAUAUUUGCUACUCAGCACCUUACUGAUAGCUUGUUAUCGACCAACCAAGUGUGGCAGGAAGGUAACAUGACUGGAACUACUUUUAAUGCUCAUUCCAUGGAUUCAGCGCACACAUUAUCAGUAGGGACUAUAAAUUUUGCGACUGGAACAACAGUUGGCAGAACUGCCCGAUAG
Hevea brasiliensis (rubber tree) is the source of this 474-nucleotide messenger RNA. RefSeq names its product cytochrome b561 and DOMON domain-containing protein At4g17280-like. The coding region runs from base 1 to 474 and encodes 157 amino acids. Lineage: Eukaryota; Viridiplantae; Streptophyta; Magnoliopsida; Malpighiales; Euphorbiaceae. The transcript is spliced from 3 exons. The record is from RefSeq and is a predicted model, not a curated record.